AUAGACGGAAGACAAAGGCAACCGGAAAUCGGACUCCAUAGUUUUCGUCAAAUGGUUGAUUUGUAUUCAAGCGAAAUGGUUUGUUUUCUUCAACCGUUAACUUUUCUAUUUUCAAACUUUACUCGGUUGUUUCUGUGAAGACGUUUAGUGGAUCUUCAUUAUUACUUUAAAACAUGUUUCUUGUACCAGAAAUAGUCGUUACUAAGACCUGGCGAAGCGAUAACAGCCUGUAUUCCUACGUUAGCUGGUUAUUUCAAGCAAAAGCAGCGCAGACCAAGUUUUAAAUGACACAAAGCGCGUCUGCAUCUACGUAUUUACUCUGUGCAUUCCGUCCGCACGCGUUUGGACUGCUCGAAUUGCCUUCGAAAGCGCUUUUCCACGAUAUUUAUUUACAUGUGGUCAUUGCCGGCAGAAGACAAGACUAGUUUAGCUCACCGGCUAACUCCGCUAAGCUAACGAGCAGCCGAUUCAGACAUGGAGGUCCACGUCUCGAGCCUUUUCCCGGAGAUCUUAGCGAUGAUUUUCAACUACCUGGACGUGAAAGGCAAAGGGAGAGUCGCGCAAGUGUGCACGGCGUGGAGAGACGCAUCGUACCACAAGUCCGUCUGGAGGGGAGUGGAAGCAAAACUCCAUCUGAGAAGAGCAAACCCAUCACUCUUCCCCAGUCUCCAGACCAGAGGGAUCAAAAAAGUGCAGAUCCUCAGCCUGAGACGCAGCCUCAGUUAUGUGAUCCAAGGGAUGCCGAACAUAGAAAGCCUUAACUUGAGUGGAUGCUACAAUUUAACAGAUAACGGUCUCGGUCAUGCUUUUGUGCAGGACAUCAGCUCUUUGCGAAUACUCAACCUCAGCCUUUGCAAACAGAUCACCGAUUCCAGUUUGGGCAGGAUCGCGCAGUAUCUGAAAAACCUGGAACUGUUGGAUCUCGGUGGGUGUAGUAAUAUCACCAAUACGGGACUGUUGCUCGUCGCCUGGGGCCUCCACAAACUCAAAAGCCUGAACCUGAGGAGCUGCAGGCACGUGUCCGAUGUUGGCAUCGGGCACCUGGCUGGCAUGACCCGCAGCGCCGCGGAGGGCUGCCUCAGCUUGGAGCAUCUGACUCUGCAGGACUGUCAGAAAUUGACGGAUCUGUCGCUUAAGCACAUCUCCAAGGGCUUAAACCAGCUGAAAGUCCUGAACCUAAGCUUUUGUGGCGGCAUCUCAGAUGCAGGGAUGAUCCAUCUGUCGCACAUGACCCAGCUGUGGACUCUGAACCUGCGGUCGUGCGAUAACAUCAGCGACACGGGCAUCAUGCAUCUUUCGAUGGGCACUUUGAGGCUGUACGGGCUGGAUGUGUCGUUUUGCGAUAAAGUGGGCGACCAGAGCCUGGCUUAUAUCGCCCAGGGUCUCUAUCAGCUCAAGUCCCUGUCGCUUUGCUCGUGCCACAUCAGCGACGACGGCAUCAACAGGAUGGUCAGGCAGAUGCACGAGCUGAAGACUUUGAACAUUGGCCAGUGCGUGCGGAUCACCGACAAGGGACUCGAGCUCAUAGCUGAUCAUUUGACUCAGCUGACCGGGAUCGACCUGUACGGCUGUACCAAAAUCACAAAGAGGGGACUGGAGCGGAUAACCCAGCUCCCCUGCCUUAAGGUGUUGAACCUGGGACUUUGGCAAAUGACAGAGGUGAAGGGGUUAGGCGACGCCUCUGAGAUAUUGCCAUGCUACACCUCUUAAUGUUUUCUCUACCUCAGUGUUGCCAGCAUUGUCUUCUUUUUUCUAGAGACAUGUAUUAGACAAGGUAUUUAAGAUGCACAGUCUCAUGUACUUUGUUAUUAACGCCUGCAGAAGAGGCUUUACGUAGUUCAAAUUGAAUCAGCAAUAAAAAAAACACUGAACAGCCUUCUUAACUGUAGAGUCUAUAAUGUUGAAUUCCUUUUGAAUGCCUUUUCUGUACUUUGUUUUAGAGCUUCAUAUUGAGGUGAGAUGUUCUAAAAUUUGCUUUAUUCUUAUUUCCACGAAAACACAUUUUGUCACUGCAACUUAAGUAUUUAUCCUAAAAGACCAGCAUUUACUAUAAUUUGGAGAAAAAACGUUUACUUUGUUUCUGGGCAAGGAAAAAACGUGCUUGUUCAUUUUAUGUUAACAUGGAACAUAUGCAACUUUGUUUAAAAAAAAUCAAAAUGUUAGUUUAUUUUCCUAUAAUAAAUGAUUAAAGUUAAAAUUGCUUCUAACGAAACUUGUUUAUUCCUGUUAUUGUGAAAUAAGCAUGAAUAUUGCACACAAGCAGAUGUUUUU
Molecule: messenger RNA, 2271 nt
Organism: Triplophysa rosa
Lineage: Eukaryota; Metazoa; Chordata; Actinopteri; Cypriniformes; Nemacheilidae
Gene: fbxl14a
Product: F-box and leucine-rich repeat protein 14a
Exons: 1
Coding region: 475-1710 (411 amino acids)
Biological process (GO): SCF-dependent proteasomal ubiquitin-dependent protein catabolic process
Cellular component (GO): SCF ubiquitin ligase complex
Molecular function (GO): protein binding
Source: RefSeq, a predicted model, not a curated record